This is a messenger RNA of Hemicordylus capensis (graceful crag lizard), 3143 nucleotides long. It is a transcript of the gene GREM2, whose product is annotated as gremlin 2, DAN family BMP antagonist. NCBI's taxonomy places the organism in Eukaryota, Metazoa, Chordata, Lepidosauria, Squamata, Cordylidae. The record is from RefSeq and is a predicted model, not a curated record. The transcript is spliced from 2 exons. Gene Ontology annotation, biological process: animal organ morphogenesis. Bases 301 to 807 code for a protein of 168 amino acids. Gene Ontology annotation, molecular function: BMP binding; receptor ligand activity.
GCCAAUAGAGAGCUUAGCCUGUGAUAAUAUCCCCAUGCGGUGACUGAGAGGAGUCAGAGCUAAGCCUCUCCUUCAGCGGGUCUUUUACCCCCCACCCUCGCGCUCCUCCGAGCAAAGCCAGCCGGAGCUCCUUGCAAAGCCAGGCACGCACAGACAGCUCUCCUGAAGCAGAGCUCUUAUGGGCAUCGGCGGCGGCGGGAAGAGCCCUGGCAGACCACGCUUCCUCAAGUCGCUGCAUUGGACUAUACGAGCACCCCGGGACUGAAGGGACAGAGGGUAGUCGCCCCAGCUGCUGGCAGGAUGAUCUGGAAACUUGCUUUGUUCCUGUUCCUCGUGUCCACUCUGGUUCAAGUGUCGUGUACCAGGAAAAACCGUCCUCCAGGAGCCAUCCCCUCUCCUUACAAAGACAGCAGAAGCAACAACUCAGAGAGGCGGCAACAUCUGAACAAAGAGGUGCUGGCCUCUAGCCAGGAGGCCCUGGUUGUCACAGAGAGGAAGUACCUGAAAAGUGACUGGUGCAAAACUCAACCUCUGCGGCAGACAGUAAGCGAGGAGGGCUGCAUAAGCCGCACCAUCAUCAACCGCUUCUGUUAUGGCCAGUGCAACUCCUUCUACAUCCCACGACAUGUGAAAAAGGAGGAGGAAUCAUUCCAGUCUUGUGCCUUCUGUAAGCCCCAGAAGGUCACCUCGUUUACUGUGGAGCUGGAGUGCCCUGAACUGGACCCACCUUUCCGACUUAAGAAAAUUCAGAAAGUCAAGCAAUGCAGGUGUAUGUCUGUGAACCUCAGCAGUGCAGGCAAGCAGUGAAAGUGAGGGUCAGAGUUGGCAUGGUCUCUCUUUCCCUCACACACAAGCUGGCUGGUUGUUUUUUCUUCCUUGUUGAGUCAUUUCUGGAGCAUUAUAUGCUUUUGUGCAUUUGCCUACUGGAAAUUAAAGGCUGGUCUUGACCUGAAGGUUCAGUUUCUCUUACCAAAACAGCGGUUUUAUGCUGGCAUCACCUUUUUAAUGAUAAAGACACAAUGACAAGAGCUGGGACUGAUUAUUUAGGUGGCCAGUGGCUUAAUCCAACAAGUUACACUUCCACUAUGUGGAAAACCUUUUGGUCUUCACACUAUCCCUGCUUUUGGAAGAAGAGAUGGCUUAGUGACAUCUUCAUAACUUCUUCUUCCCUUUUUGGAACUUUUCACUUCAUUUUUGACUGCCUAAUGGUGUCUUCCGUGGAUUGUAAUGCUGACAUCAAUACAGAAAGGAUUGUUUUAAAGGAAAGUGAUGGUCUCUCUAUCUGGCCUGAUUGAUAGGGCAGUUUAAAUGGCUGAUGAGGCUUAUCUUCCAUGGAGAUAUCAGCCUGCCGCUUUCCCAUUAAAAACAGUGAAGAUGGGUUUAUACACUUUUCUAGGUUGAUUGCCUCAAGCACACACUAGAUUGCCUCAAGCACACAUUUCUACAGCAGUGUUUCAUUUGUAAUGCAGCUAAGAACUUGUUGUUAAACUUGUUAAUGUAGACAUAACCAUGUAUAUUUUGUGAUGUGACUAAGAUAAAGCUUCUUAACUGUUGGACUAGAUUCUCCCUUGACCAUGACAGGGUUUUGCUAGUGUUCAUUUUUGCUUAGCAGACUUUUGCUUUCUCCCAUUCCAUCACGAUUGGGAAUCGGUACUUUGUGGACAAAAACAAUAUUGUGUUAAGUUAUUGAAACACAGUAGCACAGAGCAUAGAGCAAGUAACUUUGUAUUUCCUAUUAGUGAGUUAAUACAAACAAUACUCAAACUCUUUUUCUCACUCUUUAGGCAUGACCUUCAUACACUGAACCGGCCUUCAGAAACUUUUUCCACACUUAAGAAAAAUGUCUGUUAGUAAAUGCUAGCCAACUGCACCACUUUACCAUAUAACUGAAGAGAUUUUUUUUUUUUAAGUGGCCAUCAUAUGGUGAGAGAUAAUGAACCUUCACAAUUAAGCCAUCCAAUUUUGCCCAUUGUUUUUUUCAAAUCAGGGAAUCCUGUCACUUCUCAGUGGUAGUGGUGACUCUGAACAACAACAGAAAGGGCUGCCCCGUGGAUUUUUUUUUUUUUAACACUGUAGUAAUUUCUGGGUAGAAGUGUGUUUUUGUGUUUGUCAUUUGCCACAAGUGGACAACCACUUCUCAACCAAUAUUCUCACAGCAAAGACUUGCACCCUUAUUGCAUAUACUGUUGCCUGUAUUGAAAUUCUGUCUGUGUAGGAAAACACACUGUGUGAGGUGAUUGUAUUAUCCUGAUUCAUAAAGUGGUACAAGCCAGGUUAGAGCGUGUUCCAAAUGUGGCAGUUUAGAUUUCUCAAAAGUGCAUUGGGUACCACUGACAACCAUGACCCCAAUUCAUGACUUGGAGCUUUGCAUUUCAAAUGCUUGCAGCUGAAUGAGUCUUACUGUGAAGCCUUUUACUACCAGCUUCUUCUAACAGGAUCAUUUAGAGUUAAAGAAAUUGUUUUCUUUGAGCUGUGGGUUUGAUGCCAACUCAAGGGUUCAGUGGCACAGUUCUCUAUUAUGUGAGACAGGCUGCUUUAAGAGGCUUUGAGGGGCUGAUCUCUACUAGUGCUCACCAAUCGGUUUAUGGGGAUUGGCACGGGGAGGAGAGAUUGGGCAGGUAUGUUCGUCUUAUAUUUUUCUCCCUUGAUGUUACACAAUGGCAGAUCUGCACUUGGAAAAGCAAGACAAGGAAGGCAGAGACUUAUUUGGAGGUUACCAUUACCAUACACUAUGCCACUACUUCUGUAUAGCUUACCAAAGCUUGUUUGGAUAAGGGGGAAGGGUAGGGUGGGGUGGUUGCAACAUAUUAAAGCUUGGAUCAGGCCUGCUGCCUCUAGAAGAAAGAGAACAUAGGAACCUGACAAGAUGAUCAGAAUGUACUAGAAAGCUUGCUGAGCAACUGUGUGAGGAAACGUGCAAAAAUCCUAACACAAAUACCAUUUGUGAUAAACAAAUUAUAUGCUGCAGUAGAGGAAUGUCUUACUGAGUUUGUUUAAAAGGACGAGUUGAGUUGACCUUGUAAUGGUUCAUACUAUUUAAUUUGUUUUAUAAAUGAAAGCAAAAAUGGAAGAAAUAACUAUAAUGUAAUUAUUUUAUAGGUGUAUUGUUAAAUUAUAGAACAAAUAAAGAUAAUCUAGGAAUA